Molecule: messenger RNA, 5349 nt
Organism: Micropterus dolomieu (smallmouth bass)
Lineage: Eukaryota; Metazoa; Chordata; Actinopteri; Centrarchiformes; Centrarchidae
Gene: usp42
Product: ubiquitin specific peptidase 42
Exons: 17
Coding region: 348-4043 (1231 amino acids)
Biological process (GO): regulation of apoptotic process; protein deubiquitination
Cellular component (GO): nucleus; cytosol
Molecular function (GO): cysteine-type deubiquitinase activity; cysteine-type endopeptidase activity
Source: RefSeq, a predicted model, not a curated record
GAGUGAGCAGCGCAGUGAGCGCAUUCAGCCGCCGGUGUCGAGCCCCUCCUUUCACAGCUAGCUACACGUUACCCGGGCGUACGCAUUGUAAAGCAAAUCUAUGUCGAAGUGGAAACAGUAAACCGCCCUUCGGCAGUUGUAGCAGAUGGUUAUAUUACUCUCCGCCAUGUUAGUCAGCUUCCACCGUGCCGCCUUAGCUAGUAGUGUUAGCAUUAAUACUGUCGCACGUAACGUUAGCUCCGGUCGGUAGCUAGUAUGUCGCCGUUUCCAUGGUGUCGGUGGCUUCAGGAGUCGCUUGCUCCUCAUUAGUCUUUCUGUCCUUGUCUUUGUUGAGAAAGCAAUGAACAAUGACCAUAGUUGACAGAUCUUCAGAAAAGUCUGACCACAAGUCAGUCGGGUGUAAGCGAUCUCCCUUCACCAGUGGUGACGUGGGGAUGGACGGCAGCUGUUCCAGCAGCUGGGCAGUGGGAGCCACCAUGCCCAGUGACUCUCCGAGGCUCAAGGCUUCAGGGGGCUGCCUGGGCCCAACGCCUGGAGCCGCAGUCUACAACAGUACCCCCUCCUCUGUGGACCGGCCUAAGGAGCAAGUGAUAAGCAGUGAUGAUGGCAUUGACUUGCCCCAGAAGGUCCUCUUCCCUCCAGAGCGGCUCAACCUGAAGUGGACCCAGGUCCACCGCAUUGGUGCGGGCUUGCAGAACAUGGGAAACACUUGCUUCCUCAACUCAGCCCUACAGUGUCUCACCUACACCCCUCCAUUUGCCAACUACAUGCUGACACGUGAGCACUCCAAAACGUGUCACGAGCCGGGGUUCUGUAUGAUGUGCACCAUGCAAAAUCACAUCAUUCAGGUUUUUGCCAACUCUGGGAAUGUCAUAAAGCCCAUUGGUGUGCUCAAUGAGCUCAAAAGGAUUGCAAAGCACUUCCGCUAUGGAAGCCAGGAGGAUGCCCAUGAGUUCCUGCGAUACACAGUGGAUGCUAUGCAAAAGUCCUGCUUACCUGGAACCAAAUUGGACAGGCAAACGCAGGCAACCACUUUCAUUCAUCAAGUUUUUGGCGGAUAUCUAAGGUCCAGAGUUAAAUGUUUAAACUGCAAAGCAGUCUCUGAUACAUUUGACCCUUUUCUGGAUAUUACUCUGGAAAUUAAGACGGCUCCCAGUGUCUCCAAAGCUCUCGAGCAGUUUGUCAAACCCGAACAGCUGGAUGGAGAAAACGCCUACAAGUGCACCAAGUGCAAAAAAAUGGUCACCGCCUCAAAGAGAUUUACCAUCCACCGCAACUCCAAUGUGCUCACCCUCUCACUCAAACGCUUUGCAAACUUUAGUGGAGGCAAAAUCACAAAGGAUGUGAAAUAUCCAGAGUAUCUGGACCUGCGUCCCUUCAUGUCUCAGUCCCAAGGGGACCCCCAGGUCUACGGGCUGUAUGCUGUGCUGGUCCACUCUGGAUUCAGCUGUCAUGCUGGACACUACUUCUGCUAUAUUAAGGCAAGCAAUGGGCAGUGGUAUCAGAUGAACGACUCCUCCGUGUCUGUCAGUGACAUCAGGUCUGUUCUCAACCAGCAGGCCUACGUCCUCUUCUACAUAAAGUCCAGUGAUGUGAAGAAUGCAGGGGACUACAGCCACAUGAGCCAUAACCCAGGCAUCCCUGGUCAGUCGUCUCCACGUCCGGUGGUGAUACCACGCAUCAACACCACUGUCCACCACAACAACAUUGGUUUCAUAGGUCCCCAGCUGCCACCACACAUGAAUAAGAGCACUCUCCACGUUAAUGGGAAUGGAUCUCUGAGGGACUAUCCAACUAACUCCAAGCCCAGCACCAGCAGCAGUGUUGUGGGAAAACCUAGUCAUGGACCAGCCUCAUCCACUUCUUCCAUAUCCCACUCAAUCAGCCGGCCCACAAUGAUCCCAGAUCAUGACAAACGGCAGAAGCUUUCAUUCUUUAUUGGACAAAGCAAACAGAACCGCCCGUCCUCGUCCUCUUACAGCCAGCCGUCCUCUGCCAGUAGCAGCUCCUCCUCCAGCUCUCUGUCCUCCUCACAGUCUACCUCAGACGUCCACUCAGACAUUCGCUUUGUUCCACGUCAGCUUCACCGCGUUAACGGCACGUCUUGUAGUAACGGGGAUCACCGCACCGGAGGCAAUGGAGCGUCAUUCUUGGUGCCGUACGGCCAAGAGUCUUCAGAGGAAUCGGACCAGGAGAACGGGGGCACUCUGGAUAAUGGCCGUUUAGCCAAGUCUCACCUUAAUGGAAACAACAGAGCAGGAGAGGUCUUCGAUAAUUCUCCUAAAGCCACCAACGGAGAGUCGGGAGUGCACCACAAUGGUAACGGAUUAAAUGGAUCAACCCAUGGCGUCUCUAAAUCCAGUCAAAAUGGGCACCAUUAUGGACACCACAAAGUGAAUGGACACAAAACUCCUGAUAAAGUCUCUGGCAGUAGUCAUAGCAGUUCAUCCUCAGUGGCUUCUGUUGCUGCUAAUGGGCUAGACAGCGACCAUAGUGAAACAAGCAACGAGGCACACACUUCUGUCUCAUCCCAGGCCAGUUCUUCUCAGAGCAUCCAUCCUGCUGCUAGUGAAAGCCUGCACCUCUCCACUCCUGACACAAGGGCUACAACUGUGUCUGAACCCCGGCCUCAGCUUACUGCCACCUCCACUCUUAGCUCUCCACCUUCAGCCACUGCUACAAAGACCCAUUCUGUCACAUCUAGAGAAUCUGCUUCCUCUUGCCCCGCGGCCUUAUCCAUCCCGCCAGACUGCUCUCAAGGCACCAGUGGGGCCUCUGCAGCUCUACAGAAUGUUAGCAAAAGUGGAGAUAAAGCAAUGGAUCUACCACAGACCAAUGAUCCGUCAGCAGGGACUGAAAGACGUACAGAUGCUAAGGAGCAACACCAGUCCAAGCCCAGUUCUAGAGGCAAUGACAGACAAAAUUCCCGUGACAAGGAGAGAGACAGACUGUACUCUGACUGGAGCAGAGACAAGGAGAGACACUACAGGGACAGGAGUCAGGAACGAGAAAGUGACAGUGACCGUCAUCGGUACAGACGGGACUAUCGAGAUCAUCAGCGCCCCUCAUACAGGGAUCGUUUACCUCCUCACGAUCGUAACUACAGGGACGGGGAGUCUGAGCGUCGCUGGGUGCGACCUGUUCACCAUCCCAGGGAGCGUGAUCGUGACAGGUGCUCUCACCAUUACCACUACUAUCACUACCAGCGGUCCAGAGAGGACAGGGGCCGUGGGCGGAGGGGGCACGGUUAUCUCUACCGUGACGAGUCUCGUAGUCGGUCUAGGUGGCAGGAGGAGAGUCGAGAAUCCCGGGGGGUAAAGGACAAGAGCAACGGCAGGGAAAGGGACUAUUACACGUCAAAGGAGGAGGCGUCCUCGCCUGCCACAGUGCCAGAAACCUCCACAAAGUCCAAGGGCUCGCCCUCUCGAGCUCGUCCCUCCACGUCUGAAUCUGCUCCAAACAGGGAGGAUCAAAAUCACAAGAGGACUACUAACCCCCUGAGCAAGGAGAGGGACGACAGCUCUGAGGCCCGUCGCUCUAAAAAACACAAAAAGAGCAAGAAAAAGAAGAAGUCAAAGGACAAAGAGCGACACCGUGAGAGUGGAAGCUCCGAUGUGGAUUCAGACAGAGCCACUGAAACAAAAAAGAAGAAGAAAAAGAGGAGGCAGCGGGACAACGAAGCCGAGCAGCACAGCCCAAGAGCAGCUCGGAAGAACGGAAGCAGUGAGGAGAAGGAGAGCCGCAAGCGACAUUACAAUGACAUCAAGGACACUAAACAUGACAAUGGUCUUUCGCCAGAAAAGCGCCGGCGCACAGACUAUGCUGAUGGCAGCAGUGACCGUCUGCUGCCCUCCCGCCACACCUCGCCCACAAAUGGUUCAACUCACCGCCAUGUCAACGGAUACACAGGAGUGGACAAACCAAUGGAGGGAGAUAUAUUCUUGAAUGAGACGGACGAGUGCAGUGGUGGGAGCAAGGCGUCGCUGACUGAUACCUCCACAUUAACCCUGGACAGACUUGAGGACAUUUCCCAGCAUUUUUAAUUUGUUUGUUUGUUUCCAUUUUGCUCUGGAGCCUAAGAUUCACUCUCUAAUUUCUAAACUUUUUCACAGAUGUGGAGGUUUUUGUUUAGAUCAUGCCCCUCUCAUCUCUCUCACUUUUCUUUUGUUUUAAACGUUAAAAAAAAAAAAAAGCAUACAGAAAUUUGUUAUCAUGGCUGUGGACCAUUUGUGUUUGCUUUUUAAUGAAAAAUACAGUUUGACUUCUAGCAUCAUAAAAAAAAUACUGUGAAUUUAAUUUUGAACUGUACUAUCAGUUACUUUUAUAUGUAAAAAAAUCCUGUAUCAGGGUUAUCAGUAGAUGUUUUGUUGUUUUGCUUCGUUUUUAGAAAUCCCCAUGUUAAUUUUGGACCAUAUUCUCUGGACUAAAGUCGCUAAUGAGUAUGGUUUGUUUUGUUUUUUGAUUUUUAAACUUUAGGCAGAAGUUGAAAAACUGCUGUUACAUCUUUAGUUUAGCAUGUCAGAAUUUAUACAUUGUAUAAGGUAAAAGCCUUAAAAUACAUUUGUUAAUGUCAGAAAUUGUAAUUUGUUCUUGGUCUUUUGACUUUGUUUACAAGCUGCAUUGAAAUGAAUGAAAAAUGCUGAUUGAGAUGAUUGAUGAGUUGCCAGGGAUUUUUGAAAAGCUCCUGUCUGCCUUUGUGUUUUAUUCUAGGAAUGGGCCGAUUGUAUUCAAGCCUCUUGUUGAACAAACUUUCCACUAUAGUCAAAUUAUGAUGUAGAUAUAUUGAGGAUGGAAACUGAUAGUACUUGCCUGUAUUCAGGUUUUGUUAAAUACACACACUUUUCUAGCUACACGAGUCAGCAGAAUAUUAUUCACAGCACUGUUCCCAUGUUUGAAAUAACCAAAGACCUGGUAAGUUUAGCGAGUCUUCUCACUGAAUUCACAUGCUCACAAAAACUUGUUUUCUGAUCAGCAUGUAUUUUUAUUCAAAGUCUUCAUCAAAGUAUUCAGGAGCCAUUUCCCAAACUGAGAUCAAGUCAUGUUUAAAGUCCAUCUACUAAUGAAAUAUUAGGCUGCGAGUUGGCUUGAUCUGUUUGGGAAAAACAGUCCCUCAGAUUCCAGUCACCAUUUACACGGUAUUCAAGGGUAUUUUGAACCCGUUUGUGUCCUCUACUGUCUUGUCAAACUCAGCAUAGUGAGUUUUUCUUUCCUAGAAGGUCAUGUAUUAUCUGCUCUUCAGUAAUAACAGUGUGAGGAGGUUUCACUGCUCUGCAAAGAGCUGCACAAAGUCCCUCUUCCACUAUUGUAAACUGUCAACUUAAAAAACUAAAAAGGUGAACGGGUAUAGGC